AUGAGCACCACUACCACGUUGCUCGUUGGCGACACGGCCUCCAUGUCCAUCACUUCCAUCGCUGCAAAAACGACUACUACAACUACAACGGCAACUUCAGGUUGUCCAAGCUGCGGUUUUGAGCUGCGCUUGGACAGCGACCAUGCCCAGCGGCGCAUCUCUGAGCUAGAGGCGCAGGUGAAAUUCCUGAACAAGAGGGCUGUGGAGACCGCGGAGAAGCUCGCCGACUACGAAGACGAAAUCCGCUUCCUCCGUUCCAAAAUAACCAACCAAUCCCCGUCAACUCCCACCCUCGUCUCCUCUUCCCAGACAGACAACAACAACAACAGUAAUAAUAACAGCAAUAAUAAUAAUACCCUCCUCACCUCGCCCCCUCAACACCAACAAAUCCCCACCCCACCCUCCCAAUCCCGCCUAGGAACCCUCGCCUCCCUCCUCCCCUACGCCCGCCGCAACGCCCCAACCCCGCCUCCUCUAAACCGCUCUCCAAGCCCAACCAACAGACCCCCAAUCUCCCCCUCCGCCUCCUCCAACAGCGACAAUUAUAAUAAUAACCAAUCCCAAUCCCAAUCCCAGCCCCAGCCGCAGCCGCAGCUGCAGCAGCAGCCACAACCGCAACCACAGCCGGAACCAGACACAGCCCUCCAGAGCGCCCUAUCCCGCGAACAAACUCUGCGUAAACAAGCUGAAUCCCGCCUCAAUCAGACAAACUCCGAGCUUGAAGAACUCACCGCGCAACUCUUCUGUCAGGCGAACGAGAUGGUUGCGCAGGAGCGCAGGGCGAGAGCGAAGUUGGAGGAGAGGGUUGACAUUCUUGAACGGAGGGAUGCGGAGAAGAGAGACAGAUUGGAUCGGUUGGAGAGGGCUGUUGAGAGGGUGGAGAGGGUUAGGGGGAUGGUUGGGUAG
This is a messenger RNA of Paracoccidioides brasiliensis Pb18, 906 nucleotides long. RefSeq lists its product as uncharacterized. The transcript is spliced from 2 exons. Gene Ontology annotation, biological process: exocytosis. Bases 1 to 906 code for a protein of 301 amino acids. The record is from RefSeq and is a predicted model, not a curated record. Gene Ontology annotation, cellular component: Golgi to plasma membrane transport vesicle; cell tip. Gene Ontology annotation, molecular function: guanyl-nucleotide exchange factor activity.